GUCUGUCCUGGUGAAACGACACAUUUAGAAGAUGAACUAUAAAAACAUUGAAUUGAAUUAGUGAUAGUUUCUAAUUUUUCAGGCCUGAAUAUGACAUUUUCCUCAGCAGAACGAAGACAGAAGGAAAGAAAACAAUUCAAUUGACACGACGAAGCGUUUCCCUACGCGAAAUUUAGUCAUCGACCUUAACAACAAACGACAGAAGCAGAUUGAUUGACAGCAGUAAAACAUCAAACACGUCAUCGUGAUUCUGAGCGGAGUGAAGAGGAAAUGUUGAGGUUUCAGCUCAAUGCUGACAAUCUAAAAAAACAUGUUCCUGUCGUACCUGAACGCUCCACAUGUCAGCGACGAGCGUCAGAUCUUGUCCAGUUCAGUACUUUCUCACCGAAGUGCGAGACGGAGCAGAAGAUGAUGGCUCGCACCUUCGUCAUCUUCAUCUUCAUCUUCCACCUCAGUCACGGGUUCGAGGUCAAACAGCCUCGGUAUCGGACGGUGAACCCGGACGCGUCGGCCUCCAUCAGCUGUGAACACACGGCCAACGUCACCUCCGUGGUGGAUGUUCGACUCUACAGCCUGCGGGACUCCAGAAGCCUGCUGCUCUGCCAGAAGGGAAUGAAUGACUGUGGGAACGUCAUCAUGCGUCUGGUGAGUCCCAACGAGUGUCUGUUCAUCCUGGUCAACGUCGGCCCCGAGGCCAUGAACGUGACGUACGAGUGCGAGUUCACCGUGAACAAGGAUCAUCUGGAUUACACCGAGAGAGGGAAACCCACCAGACUGCUGCCGGGCACAGGUCAAAAGGAAACAGAGACGGACUGCGUCCUUCGUCCUCCUCCUCCUCCUCCUCCUCUUCAAAUGUGUCGACUCAGCUGGAUUCUGAUUGGCCUGCUGGCUUUGAUGUUCCUGUUCGCCUGCGUCAUCACCUGCGUCUACGUCAGGCAGAGGGCGACUAUCAACAUCAGCAGAGAUCCGGAGAACUGCACCUACGUGGAGAUGAGGAAAGCUCCUCUGCUCAAACACUGACCAACUGACUUCUCGAGGAAAAACGACCCGCAUCCCAAGAGUCGAGUUAGAACCUUGUGCCGCAGAGUUCGUCGUCUCAAACAUUGGUUGUAUUUUGUCUGUGUCCAUGAGUCAUAAACCCCUGUAAUACUGCAGCUGACCAGCAGGGGGAGACCACGUCUGUUCGACUCGACUCAAAUAGCUUUUAUUUGUAUAUAAAACAAAAUCACAACAUACAUUAUCUCAAGGCUCUUUACAGAUGAGUGUGUAAUGUGGGACAUGGAAUUCUCCAUCAUACAAUUCCAUAUAUAUGAAUUAUUAUCAGUUUUGACCUUUUUACAAUCAGCACUUCCAACAUACGACUUAAAGGAAGUGAAUUAAUGCAAUGAACCCGUCAAAAUAUAUAAUAUCUCUCAGGUCAGCUUUUAAAACACAUGAUGUUCAUGUGUUGAGCUAUUUUAUAUUUUAUAAUAGUACAAUAAUAUAUAUGGCUUUCUUUUCUGGUCUUCACAGUGUUUAUACUAAUGCACAUUGCAAUGUUAUUAUUAUUAAUUAUCAAUAAAUUUUAUCAUUAUAAAACUGCA
Molecule: messenger RNA, 1583 nt
Organism: Scophthalmus maximus (turbot)
Lineage: Eukaryota; Metazoa; Chordata; Actinopteri; Pleuronectiformes; Scophthalmidae
Exons: 5
Coding region: 271-1020 (249 amino acids)
Source: RefSeq, a predicted model, not a curated record